Molecule: messenger RNA, 1994 nt
Organism: Lytechinus variegatus (green sea urchin)
Lineage: Eukaryota; Metazoa; Echinodermata; Echinoidea; Temnopleuroida; Toxopneustidae
Gene: nup37
Product: nucleoporin Nup37-like
Exons: 7
Coding region: 90-1052 (320 amino acids)
Cellular component (GO): nuclear pore outer ring
Molecular function (GO): protein binding
Source: RefSeq, a predicted model, not a curated record
UAAUGAGAUUACAAAUGAGAGGUUGAGUCUAAAGUAGAUGCGCUAAAUUUCAUUUUUUUAAACUCUUUUUCGUGCUGAAACUCAGAAAGAUGAGUUCCCCAUCGAAGAGGAAUGGUUACAGCUUUGAAUCAAGAGAUACAGUAUCUUGUGUAGAAUUUUCAGCCUUCGAACACUCAUCUUCUCUCAUUGCAUUUGGGGGAGAUCUUCGAGUUAGCAUUGGGACAUGCAGGUUUCAGGAACAAGACAACUCCCUUGCUGGAUGUGACUACCAGCAUAUUCGGGACUUCCAUCAUCGUACCAGAGUAAUGAGCAUAGCAUGGAGUCCACAAACAGCAUUGGAUGUCCUACCUCGGUGUAUUAGGUUUUGCACAGCUGGCAUAGAUCACAAGAUAAGAAUAUUCACUUCUGACCUGAAAGAUCAAGACACUGUCAAGGUCAUCCGAGGUCACCAAGACUUCAUCAACUCUCUGACCUUUGAACCCAUCAAAGGAGAAUUGAUCGCGAGCGUGAGCGACGAUCAGACCUGUAGACUGUGGGAUCAUGAUGGCCGACAGAGGGCGCUGUUUCCUCUGAAGUCUGCGGGCAUGUCUGUCUGCUGGAACCAGAGCGACCCCAAUAAGCUUAUGGUAGCUGAAAAGGGCGGAACCCUACGCUUCUAUGACCUAGUGAGUGAGCAGCCGUUCAUGUCGCUUGAGACCGGUAGACCAGGUCUCAUGUGUGCAGACUGGAGCCUCUGUGAUCCUACCAGGGUUGGGGCUAUCGUCAGUGGAGAGUGGAUGGUGUGGGACAUCACAAGGUCAAGUCAAGCUCAAGAUUCUGAGUUGGCUCAUGGUGAAGGAGGCAAAGAGUUCCGAUGGUGCAGAUCUAGCCCUAACCUGUUUGCUACUACAGGGCGUCCCAACAAUGAAGCCAAAGUCUACCACUUAGGGCAUCACCAGGUCCCUGUCACUGAGAGUCUACCAGUGCUAGGUGGUCUGUCCUGGCACGCAUUCUUACCAAUCUGUGCUGUCGGGGGCGACAGGAGGGUCCACUUGUUUCCGGCCGAACCUUGAUCCUCAGGCAAUCCUCGAAGACUUCUGGACCAACGGUCAAGGAUCAAGAACUCUCAUUUGAAAGAUCUCCAACGUCUUACCCAGUUCGGUUGGGCACCAGCAAAAUAUUGGAACCUCAUAAUCAUAAUCUCAUUGGGAUGAUGAGAUCGCAAGAACUAUCUUCAGUCAGUUUCGUAAUAAUGAAAAAAAACUAAAGGAAGCUGAGUUUUGGAGAGGAUGGACUAUUUUUGAAAAUUUGCGAGCAGACAAGAGUGAGACCAGAGUCAACGUUUUCUUAAAGAGUUUUGGUUUUUAUAGAUUCUGCAUGUACAAAGGAAACUCAGACAGAAUCUGCUUGAAAAUUGGUAGAAAUCACGAUGCUGAAAAAAAUUAAAGUACAAUUAUUUAUCUAAAACUUCAAUUUUGGGGUGAAUUUUGUGAGUAUCCAGCCCCAGCUCACGAACUCUAUGCCAGUUAUUAAAUUUUUGUAGUCAGCAGUGUUCGGUGUCCUAAAGUGGGGAGUUUAGGAUACCGAUAUGCUUGGAUAGUCCCAUCCCAAUUUGUAAAUGUUCCACCCUCGUUUUUUUCUGUGUUGACUUCACUCCUUGACCUCCUCAAGGCUCAUCCGUGAUGAAUUAAGAGCAUUAUAAACGCUUCAAAUGAACAAGGAUUUCGCUUUCAGACUGAAUUCUGACUUUUUCAACAUAUAUCUUUCGUUAUGUAGGAAAGGGGUCACUCUAGAUGAUUUUCAGACUUUAAUUAAUAAGCCUAAGUGGCAUCCCUGCCUAAAUAACAGAAGGCCGUAGUUUGCCGGCCUUUAGCCAAGUCGUAUGUUGAAAGUCUAUGGGACAAACUAUUAUCCAGUAGCCUCAUGACUCUAAAAUCGUGGUCUCGACCCUUCCGUGGCUUGCUACUAAGAUUGAACUGCACUACUGAAUGUAGAAAGUAGUGGAUGAGAUGGGG